Messenger RNA from Babesia microti strain RI, 1233 nucleotides. RefSeq names its product Galactose oxidase central domain. The transcript is spliced from 4 exons. Gene Ontology annotation, molecular function: protein binding. The coding region runs from base 1 to 1233 and encodes 410 amino acids. Lineage: Eukaryota; Apicomplexa; Aconoidasida; Piroplasmida; Babesiidae. The record is from RefSeq and is a predicted model, not a curated record.
AUGAGACAUAUCCUGUAUAUAUGGCAUCUUUUACUAAUACACCACACAAUCACAUGUAUAUUCAAUUACCGUAUCGUAGAAUCCGCACUUACAUGGAGUGAAGUAGAUGUAGGAGAUUCAAAAUUAUUGUUUAAGGAUGUUAGUGAAUUUGCUAGUGCCAGUGUAUCGCACGAUUGGUUUUUUUUUGGUGGAAUAUCAGAAUUAAAAUAUUCAAAUUCAUUGGUUAAAUUCAAUUCAAAGUCGAAUAAAUGGUCAAAUGUCAGUUGUGGCGGUGAAUUACCUUGCCCUCGAGCUGGAUCUAGUUUAACGCUGUUAAAUAACUCCCUUAUCUUGUUUGGAGGCCAAAAUUAUGAUGGGACUUUUUCAGACCUCUUCUCAUUGGAUUUGCAUACAUUUAUAUGGAAGAAACUGUACAUCGCAUAUACUAUAGAAAGUAGAUCUGGCCAUGCUACUACCAGUGAUGGUGAAAAUAUUUACAUAUUCGGAGGAUACAACGAAAACGGAACUUAUUUAAAUGAUUUAUGGCAGUUGUCCAUUGAUGAUGAUGUAGCCAAUUUUAAAUUGAUAGGAGAUGGUAUAGUACCAGAGACAGAAAAUGCCACAAUUACUUAUGUUUUGGGGAAUAUAUAUCUAAUUGGAGGUUACAAAAAUAAUUCUAAAAAGGUAUGGAAAUUUACUGAUAAAUGGAAUCCCAUUACUCCGCCACUGCAAAUAAAUUUGCCCGAAGGCCACACUUCAAUUCGUAUUGGACAUUCAAUAUUAAUAUUGGGUGGAGCAUACAAUAAUUAUUCUAUAUCAUCAUACAAUGAUCAUCUGUGGGUCUUCUCAAUUACAACUAAUAGUUGGACAAUUUUACCAAUAUUUAAUGAUAUCAAAUAUCCUAUUUCCGCGGCAAUAUUGUAUGAUACAAUUUACAUUUUAAACAAGAACGGCAUGAUAUAUAAUUUGAAUAAUGUACACUUAUGUGGUUUUGGUGUUGACGUCUGCUCGGGCAAGGGUAGCUGCAAUGGUAGAAUUUGUUCAUGCUUACCUGGCCAUUACGGUCAUGACUGCGGGGAUACUGUUGUUUCAGCUAUAGAACUCAAUACAAAUGAAUCAAAUCUAGUGGGUACUGGUAUUUUUAGAUUCAAUUCCAAACACUUGAUGAUUAGUUUUUGUGUUAUUGCUUGUUUAUACUUUGUAACUAAGAGUGCGAAGAAGAAAAGUGAUGAUAAUACGGACCCUUUAUUUUAA